Messenger RNA from Aspergillus udagawae, 1257 nucleotides. It is a transcript of the gene fdh, whose product is annotated as formate dehydrogenase (NAD+) FDH1. Lineage: Eukaryota; Fungi; Ascomycota; Eurotiomycetes; Eurotiales; Aspergillaceae. Gene Ontology annotation, molecular function: oxidoreductase activity, acting on the CH-OH group of donors, NAD or NADP as acceptor; NAD binding; formate dehydrogenase (NAD+) activity. The transcript is spliced from 4 exons. The record is from RefSeq and is a predicted model, not a curated record. Gene Ontology annotation, cellular component: cytosol. The coding region runs from base 1 to 1257 and encodes 418 amino acids.
AUGGUAUUUAUCCGUUCUUUGUCUCGUCAGCUGCGGCGGCCUGCCACUUCUCUCUUUUCUACCAAAGGAAUCUUUCCUCCUCCCAGCAGAAGUCCAUUCCGGGCUGCUUCUCUGGGAGGUUCCGUCUCUGGUGCACGAACGCUGACAGCCUCUGCCAACCUACAGGGCAAAGUUCUUAUGGUCCUCUAUGACGGCGGUGAGCACGCCAAACAGCAGCCUGGCCUUCUUGGUACCACCGAGAAUGAGCUUGGUUUGAGAAAGUGGAUCGAGGAGCAGGGCCACACUCUGGUCACCACCUCCGACAAGGAGGGCGAGAACUCUACCUUUGACAAGGAGCUGGUCGAUGCCGAAGUCAUCAUCACCACCCCUUUCCACCCCGGUUAUCUCACCGCAGAGCGCUUGGCCAAGGCCAAGAACCUGAAGCUCGCCGUCACUGCCGGUGUUGGUUCCGACCACGUUGACCUCAAUGCCGCCAACAAGACCAACGGUGGUAUCACUGUCGCCGAAGUCACUGGCUGCAAUGUUGUCUCUGUCGCCGAGCACGUUGUCAUGACCAUUCUGACUCUGGUUCGCAACUUCGUCCCUGCCCACGAGCAGAUCCGCAACGGUGAAUGGGAUGUUGCCGCCGUUGCCAAGAACGAGUUCGACCUCGAGAACAAGGUCGUCGGAACCGUCGCUGUUGGACGUAUCGGUGAACGUGUGCUGCGCCGUCUCAAGCCCUUCGACUGCAAGGAGCUGCUCUACUACGACUACCAGCCCCUCAAGCCCGAGGUUGAGAAGGAGAUUGGUUGCCGCCGUGUUGAGAACCUUGAGGAGAUGCUCGCCCAGUGCGAUGUUGUCACCAUCAACUGCCCUCUGCACGAGAGCACUCGCGGUCUCUUCAACAAGGAACUCAUCUCCAAGAUGAAGAAGGGCUCUUGGCUCGUCAACACUGCCCGUGGUGCUAUUGUUGUCAAGGAGGACGUUGCCGAGGCCGUCAAGUCCGGCCACCUCCGCGGCUACGGUGGUGAUGUCUGGUACCCUCAGCCCGCUCCCAAGGACCACCCCCUUCGGUACGUCCAGGGCCCUUGGGGCGGUGGUAACGCCAUGGUUCCUCACAUGUCCGGUACCUCGAUCGACGCCCAGAUCCGUUACGCUCAGGGCACCAAGGCCAUCCUCGACAGCUACUUCUCCGGUCGCCAAGACUACAGACCCGAGGAUCUCAUCGUCAAGGACGGUGACUACGUCACCAGGGCCUACGGUCAGAGGCAGAAGUAA